AUGAGUGUUCAGCGACAGCUGCGGGAAGAUUGGGAUAAUAGGGAGUACGAACAGAUCAUUGCGGACAACGUCAAAAACAUCGCCAACUUCCUGUCCAGUUUUGAGCUCUCCUGUAGAAGCAAGCUUGCUUCACUGAGUGAUAAACUCAAUCUUCUCGAGAAGAAAGUUGAAUUCCUUGAAGCGAGGGUUGGUUAUUUUCGGCGCUGUCUGCUUCCGUUAGACGGGCUCUAA
Cooperia oncophora is the source of this 231-nucleotide messenger RNA. The record is from the annotation of a GenBank genome assembly. Lineage: Eukaryota; Metazoa; Nematoda; Chromadorea; Rhabditida; Trichostrongylidae.